AUGAUAAGAGAGAAGAGGGAAUUAUUCAGAGUCUAAAUCAGAAAAGAAAAAAAUGAAGAGAUAUUCACAAAAAAAAGAACUAGCAUUAUUUAAUCAAUCCCCUUGGAUUUUCCUAAACUAGAUUAUGAUCAAUUGAUUUCUAAAUAAAAUAUUCCUCAAUGUUUAGAAAACUUAAAUGAUUUUUUAUCUUCCAAGAAAGAUAUUUGUCCUUAAAUUAUCACUGCUCUAAUGUAUAUUUUUUUAAUAAAAUAGACCUGGUGCCUAAAUUGCCUUUGAUUUAUUAUAAUAUUUCCCAUAAGAAUGUUCUAAACUUUUAACUAAUUUCACAUACCACAUGAAAAGAGAAUAGAUGUUAUAAUUACUAAGUUAAAGUUAAAUAGUUAAUUUGAAUAAUCUCUUGAAUGGCAGUUCAGAUGAAUUAAAAGAAAAUGUAACAAUAUUGUUCUUAAACUAAAUAGUUGACUAAAAUCAUAUUCAAUUUUAUAGUUGAAUUAAAUUCAGAUGAAGCUUUAAAGUUAGCUUAAAGUUUAUAAUUAUUAACUAAUAUCUACUAUAGUUACACAACUCAUGGAUGUCAUGAAGAAUUAAGUAUGAAUUAUCUCAAAAUUAUUGCUCAUCUAUUUUUUAAUAAUUACAAAGAACAAAAUAUGGAAUAAAUAUUAGAAAUAAUAGAUAAUAUCUCUUAAUCAACUGUAGAUGAUGAUCUUAAAUUAUAAUCUUUUAAGACUAUGAGAGCAGUUAUAGGAUCAAAUUAUAUCAAUUAAUUUGAAGUUAUUAAUCAAUUUAAUAAAUAUUUAAUUAUUGAUGAUGCUUUAUCUGCAUUCAAUAAUAUGAUUCAACAUUAGGAAUCUACCAAAUUAGGUAUUUAAGCAUUAAAAAUGUUAAAUGUAAUAAACGAAAAGAAUAAAUAAAUGAUGAAAGUAAAGCUUAUAUCAUAUUAAGCUUCUUUUAGAAAAAUAUCAUCUAUUGACUUUUUAUUCUAAUGCCCUUUCAAGUAAUCUUAGUCAGGAUUUAACAAUAAUUAAAUUAAUCUAUCAAGGAUUUUUAUAAAUUAUUGAGGAUGAUAAUAAUUUUGCAUCAAAUGAAUAAGAUUUAUGUUUUGAGAAAAUUGUAAGACAAGUUUAAAUAGCCAAUAAAAAUAAUUAUGUAAUCUAUCUACUUAUUUUAGGAAUUUCCACCUAAUACUUGUAUUUUGAUUCUUUAAUUAUUAAAAUCUAGAUACAAAGAAUAAACAAUCAUUGAAUUUCCAAUUUUCAAAUUGAUCAGCGAUUUCUAUUAAAAUGAUAAAUAUUUUAUUAAAAUUGAUGAUUAUUUGUUUAUUGCAUUUACAGUUCUAGAAACUGGAGAAAGUAUCUGAAAUUUUGAUUAAUUAGCAAUUUAUCCUGAAAGAUAUGUUGGAGAAUUCUUGAAAUAUUAAGGUGAACCCAUUAUAUAAGAUAUUUAAAAAAAUACAAGUGAUUACUCACAUAUGUAGAUAAUUGAUUAAAUCAUUAAAAUGGCAGAGUAUGAUGGAGAAUUAGAUUUUUUAUGA
Paramecium pentaurelia is the source of this 1531-nucleotide messenger RNA. NCBI's taxonomy places the organism in Eukaryota, Ciliophora, Oligohymenophorea, Peniculida, Parameciidae. The record is from the annotation of a GenBank genome assembly.